Malurus melanocephalus (red-backed fairy wren) is the source of this 4473-nucleotide messenger RNA. RefSeq names its product RAB38, member RAS oncogene family (gene RAB38). Gene Ontology annotation, molecular function: GTPase activity; GTP binding. The transcript is spliced from 3 exons. Gene Ontology annotation, cellular component: trans-Golgi network; late endosome; Golgi apparatus. The record is from RefSeq and is a predicted model, not a curated record. NCBI's taxonomy places the organism in Eukaryota, Metazoa, Chordata, Aves, Passeriformes, Maluridae. Gene Ontology annotation, biological process: endosome to lysosome transport; phagosome-lysosome fusion. The annotation marks the transcript as partial.
UUACACAUAUACGCACAAAACUUUCUGGGAGACUUCCUUCCCCCAGUUCUUACUUACUUCAUCUCCCAGCAGGGCUGCCUGCUGGACCUGGUGAUCCCGCUUCCGUACGAAGGGAGAGAGCCUCCACCUACCCUGCUCUCCUUCCUUCCCUCCCCAGUCCCUCACUCCCUCUCUUCCCCUCAGGCUGGCAGGAUUCCUCGGGCAGAGCAUGCAAUCAGUUUGCAGGGAGCAGCCGCAGCCACARCAAAGAUGCAGAAGCACAACCAGAAGGAGCACCUCUACAAGCUGCUGGUGAUCGGGGACCUGGGAGUGGGCAAAACCAGCAUCAUCAAGCGUUAUGUCCACCAGAACUUCUCCCCCCACUACCGGGCCACCAUCGGGGUGGACUUUGCUCUGAAGGUGCUCAACUGGGAUGCUGAGACUGUGGUACGGCUGCAGCUCUGGGAUAUUGCGGGACAGGAAAGAUUUGGAAACAUGACCAGGGUGUAUUACAGAGAGGCUAUGGGGGCGUUUAUUGUCUUUGAUGUUACAAGACCUGCAACAUUYGAAGCCGUGACAAAAUGGAAAGAGGAUUUGGACUCUAAGCUGGUUCUUCCAAAUGGCAAACCUGUGCCCACAGUCCUAUUAGCAAACAAAUGUGACCAGGGAAUAGAUGUUCUUAUGAACAACGGCAUCAAGAUGGAUCAGUUCUGCAAAGAGAACGGGUUCGUGGGCUGGUUUGAAACAUCAGCCAAGGAAAAUAUAAACAUCAAUGAAGCUUCCAGAUGCUUGGUGAAACACAUAAUUGCUAGCGAGAGUGAUCCAGUUCAGUUUAUUGAACCAGAUAUUGUAAAGCCACACUUGAAUUCCUCCAAGAUUGUCAGUUGUUCAGCUUGUUUUAAAUCCUAAGAGACUUCCAGACUAUUACAAGAGCUGAACAACUAUGAUUCACAAUUUAUAUUUUAUUCAAYGAAUCCAGCCUGCCCACAUUGUCCCUAAGCAGAUUGCCAAUUUCUCAGAAAUGUAUUUAAAUUUUUCCUUUUUUGUUUUUCUGCUAAAAUUUAUUAUAAGCUGUUCAUUGAUAGCAAAUAUUCAAAACUCUUUUAGGCUACUGGUCAAAUAUGACUCAUGGUGACUGCUGUGUUUUCCUAUUURGGUAGCACCAUUGAUAUCAAAGCCUAUUUCUUUGCCAUGUGGUUUCUGAAAAUUCCUAUUUGUGAUGUGACUGCAGUAGCACCCUACUUGUCUAAUGAUAUUUUCUUUUUCAUUUUCUCAAUACCUUGACCAGGCAAAUGUCAUCAUUGCACUCUUUGUCACCCCUCAGACUUGAACAAUCUUGUUUCAUAUGUGGAAGAUGAUGAUGAUAAUGAAAAUUYAGCUGUUCAGAGACACCACGAAUGCUCACAGUUAAAUCUUCUCAUUGCAAGUUCAGUCUCCCAGAUGGAGUGACAGAACUGAAUGUGAAGAAACAUUUCACAUCAUACAUUCUCCAGCAGAUCUGAGCUCCUGAGACUGAUGAAGUUCCAGCUCCCUCUUCCUGAGGACUUACAUUCUCAUAGUUGAUGGCAUUCUCUUAGAUUGAGCAAAAUGGAACAAGUCAAGUGUGAGGGGUGACAAAACAGGUGAUGAGAGGUACAGUCUCACAGGUGAAGCAGCUCAGGGUUUUCAGAAAGGUUAUCUGUUCUAUAAAGCCAGCAUUUCUUCUGACAAGUCCACAUUGAUUUUCUUUCCCUGACUCUCAUCCCUCAUGCCACAGAUAUCCCUGUGUGUUUAAACUGCAUGUUAUGUAAGUCCUUACAUUCAUCCCUUCAUUAUGUUUAUGCUCAUGGUAAAAUUACUAUUAACACUGCAACAUAACAGCAGAACUUCUCCGAAAUCCAUCUGUAUUGAAUAGAAGGGUAUUUGCUUUCUGAAAACAUUUUUCUAAAAUGUAUAUGAAUGAUCACAGGAAGCAAGCAAAAUGAAACAGUCCUAAAAGACAUUUCUGGAAGUCGUGAAGAAUUUAUUGAGCUGUAUGUACUGUGGAAAUGAAAUGGUUGAUUUUCCGCAUCUCACAAAAAAUGCAGAUUGGUGGAGUCGUUCAGAAAAGUGUGUCUAGAAAAGAAGUCUGAACAUCUGUCUGCAAGCCCCUUCAAACAAACUUUGCCUCUAUCCUGCCACAAAUAAAUCACUUGCACUUUCUGUUCUUACUCAGACUUUUCCUUCCUAAACUAUGAACUCUCAGUUGCAAGAGCUGUCUUCAGAGAUGGGUUCUUUUUCUUAGAGAGGUGUAGCACCAUGGGAGGGAGGAGACAUCUGCCUUGUUUGCAGAUGUCACUGCAAUACUUCACUGAACACGUAGUUGGAAACGAAGGAGUGAAAAUCUCAAAAUCUAGUAAAUACCUGCUGCAUAAGAAAAAUGAAAAAUAAAAAGUCCUCAAGCUGACCUUAUACUGUGAGACCUAUGAGGUUCAUGUGCCUGUAAAAUUCAUCCUGCUUGGCAAUGUAAGGUUUAUGUUUGGAUUCAGUUUUAAAGUUCUUUUCCAACCUAAAUGAUGCUAUSACUUUGUGCCUCUAUCACUAAAUGCUCUGUUACAAUAUUGGCACUGCAGACAAGCCUGGAGAGACAGGGGGAGAGACAUAGCUCUUUGUGUGCUGUUCCUAAAGCCUUCUGUUUUUGUCACAGGAUUGUGGAAUAAGAAAGCGAGAUCUCUAGUUUUAAAAAUUAACAUGCACAUCCAGAAUUAAUCUGCACAGAUGUAGAUGUAUGGAUACAUAUAUAUAGAUAAUGAGCUGCCUUUUUUGAGAGCAGUUUUCAAGUUGUCUUGAUUGCUGUGUUAUCCUUUAAUACCUGUGUUGAAAAUCGUUUAACUCCUGCUGUGACCUGGGUCAAACACCUAAAGCUUCCUGCCUCRGUUUCCUCAUCUGUAAAACAGGGAUCUAUGUACAUACCUACCUCACAGCACUCCCUGUUGGCAAGUCACUGUUGGCUCUGUGCUUUGGAGAUACAUGUUCUACAAAUGCCAAGCUCUGUCACUGCUCAGAAUGAAAUGUGAGUGCCCUCUAGCAUAAAUACAUGGUGCUGUAAUACCUUGGGUGUUUAUAAAUCUAUCGAAGGCUUGCCUGGGCUGCAACAAUUAGCUUUGAUUAUUCCAUCUCAGUUAACCUGGUCAAGGUUAGAAAGCACUGUGUGACUUCAUGGGAUGCUCAGAUUGGCUGCAGAUGGUUUGCAAAUGGAAGCUGUGGCUGCACAGUUGUCAUGGUACUAGUUURGUAAUCUCAGCAACAAAGCUGCAAUUCAGAACUAGUGCCACAUCAGUUAUUUCAAAUUUAAAGCAUUAUUUAAGUGAAGUCAURUGCCUUAUUAAGGAUAACAAUUCAUAUCCUGAGCCAACACUGYGGGGAACACAAGCAACUAGGUAUUCAGAUAGCCUCUAAAAGGCUAAUUUUUCAUAAGUCGAACCCCAUACUUUAUUUAUAAAUUUGCAGGUCUCAGGUGAAGCAGAGAAAGUUGCCAUUUCAUCCAAAAAUUAUUUUGUGCUCAACUCACAACAAACAGAAAUUUCUUAUGUGUUUUACUUAUCCUCAUMUCACCUCUAUUUGGUAGCUUCCAACAAUAUUCACCAAGCAUAACAGUAAAUUCCAUGAGACUGAAACCUAUGGCUAAAGAUCUGGUUUAACCAUAAUUAAAACAACCCUGCAUAAAUAAAACACUUCAAUGACAUAUAGACAUUUCUUUUCUUCUYUUCUGUACUACAUAAACCUGCUUUAAAGUACAGACUCAUAAACUGUUCACCUUGUUUCUGUUGUCUCAGGUUUUUCUGCAGUCAYUGUUCUUGGGCAGAUUUUCCACCUCUGGUACAUGGUGGACAGGAUGUGGCCAAUUGUUAAACUAAGGACUACACAACACAGAAGUUCUAAAGUCAUACGUAUUUACAACAUAAGAAUUAGAACAGUAUCACGAACAAUCAGACCUCCUUAGGAGGUUACAUAACUAUAUAUGUUCAUUUUUAUUUGAACUCAAGUGAUAAAAAUCUCUCAAGUUUUUUCUAUAACACAAUAAAUGUGUGAAUGCAACCUGGAUAUAUAACAGAAUCUUUUUAGAGAAGGUUAUUGUAGGCAAGCCAGAAUAAAAGCUUUAAUUUAGAAUUAAUGAGCUCAGUUUGUGCCAAUACCCUUUCAGGAAAAAAAAAAUGUAAAAUUUAAUUUUACUGUGUCAGUCCCAAGCAGAAUGAAUUUCUUUUGGUUUUCUUGAUACAGUCUGUGCUAUGUUCUCUUUGCUGGUCACCAGGGACCAGGCAUCUUAAUCACAUGUCCAUUCCAAAAUUAAACAUUUUCACUUUCUGUUUGCUAUAAGUAAUGAAAGAUGGGGGGUUUUUUUGCCUUGCAAAUGGGCGAAGGCACUGCAAAGAUUACAGUUCUCCAAAUAUACCCCUCUGGGUAUSCCAGAACCUCAAAGCACAUGUUGAUGAGCAAGUGAGGUGCUGGACAUGAGAUAUCAGCCCAAACCACUCA